Messenger RNA from Zasmidium cellare ATCC 36951, 624 nucleotides. RefSeq lists its product as uncharacterized. Gene Ontology annotation, molecular function: acyltransferase activity, transferring groups other than amino-acyl groups. The coding region runs from base 1 to 624 and encodes 207 amino acids. The transcript has 3 exons. The record is from RefSeq and is a predicted model, not a curated record. Lineage: Eukaryota; Fungi; Ascomycota; Dothideomycetes; Mycosphaerellales; Mycosphaerellaceae.
AUGGCAGACCUGUGGAGUUCGACCCGGCUCAUCUACCGCGGCGUGGACAACGAAGACGAAGCCUUCCUCGCCGACCUCUCAGCAGACGCAGAAGCCUUUUUGAACGUUGCGCCGCUGCUUCCUGUCCCUCGCAGCAAGAAGGCCAUCCAAGAGUACCGCGAAUAUCUCCAAGAGCCCGUGUUCCUGCUCUCGGCGAUUGUCUGUCUGCCACCGCCGCCGUCUGCCAGCAGCCAGGCCGACACGGCCGAAGACAAGGCCAAAGAGAAACCAAAACCAACACCCGUCGGUGUCAUCACGCUGCGGGGAGAACCUCCGAGAACCUCCCACCAUCGACACUGCGACAUCGGAAUCAACCUCCUCCGCGCCUACCAAGGCCAAGGCUACGGCACCGAAGCGAUCCAAUGGUCCUUACGAUGGGGGUUCAAACGAGCGAAUCUUCAUCGCAUGAGCAUAGGCGCUUUUGCAUGGAAUCAAGGUGCGAUUCGGUUGUAUGAGAAGUUGGGCUUCGUGCAUGAGGGGGUCAGGAGGGACUUCUUUUGGCACGAUGGGAGGUAUCAGGAUGCUGUGGACUUGGCGAUGCUCGAGGAUGAAUGGAGAACGUUGUAUGAUCAUCCACAAGACUGA